Exserohilum turcica Et28A is the source of this 768-nucleotide messenger RNA. RefSeq lists its product as uncharacterized. The record is from RefSeq and is a predicted model, not a curated record. The annotation marks the transcript as partial. NCBI's taxonomy places the organism in Eukaryota, Fungi, Ascomycota, Dothideomycetes, Pleosporales, Pleosporaceae. The transcript has a single exon.
UUCAGCCUUUUGGCUUCUUCUUCCCUCGUGGCUGGCCACGGUGCUAUCAUUGGCGCAACUGGCAACGCAGGUGGUGCCGGUUCCGCCAUCGGUGUCGACCCCAACACUCCUCGUGACGGCACUGGCCGCAACCCCUUCCAGCAAGACUCUACUCGCUUCCGUGGCGAUGCCGCUGCCAUCUGCGGUGAGACGCUCGGUGGAGGUGCCAACGACAUCGCCGCCGGUACCGCAAAGGUCAUGCAGCUCAACGGCCCUACUCUUCCUCAGGUCACCGCCGGUGGCAUGGUCAUGAUGACUGUCCACCAAGUCAACUCUGACGGUGCCGGUCCUUACAAGUGCAUGGUCGACGCCACUGCCACUGGAACCAACUGGCAGCCCAUGACCGUUACCCAGAACCUUGCUGGUAACGCCCGUGGCCGCAACAAGGACACUCAGAUGCAGGAUCUUCCCCUCACUGCUCAGAUGCCCGCUGGCAUGGCUUGCACUGGUACCGUCGCUGGCCAGGCCAACAUCUGCAUGGUCCGUUGCCAGAACCCCGCUCGUGCUGGACCUUUCGGUGGCUGUGUGCCUGUUCAGAUGGCUGGCGCUGCCGCUGCUGCUCCCGCCGCCGCCGCCGCUGGCACUGCUGGUACUGCUGGCACUGCUGGCGCCGCUGCUGCUCCUGCGGCCGCUGCUGGUACUGCUGGUACUGCUGGUACUGCUGGCACCGCCGGCACCGCCGGCACUGCUGGAGCAGCCACUGGAGCAACCACUGGAGCAAACACUGGC